Messenger RNA from Triticum dicoccoides, 572 nucleotides. RefSeq lists its product as uncharacterized. The record is from RefSeq and is a predicted model, not a curated record. Bases 79 to 321 code for a protein of 80 amino acids. The transcript has 2 exons. NCBI's taxonomy places the organism in Eukaryota, Viridiplantae, Streptophyta, Magnoliopsida, Poales, Poaceae.
UCGACAGUCGCAGUCGGAUCAGAGAGCGGCGGAAGGAAGGGGAGCGAGCGAGCAGAAGCAAAGGAGGCGGAGGGGGAGAUGGGGUUCAUGCUGCGGGUGAGGCUGGCCUCCUUCUUCGCGGGCGCGGCCGCCGCGGCGGCCGGCGGCAGCUACUUCCUCUACAAGGACUACAAGCUCGCCCACGACUCCACGGCCCUCAAGGUGAAAGGUCUCCACGACCAUGUGGACGCCCGUUACAAGGCUCUCGACAAGCGACUUGCAGCUCUGGAAGCCCAGAAAAGCACCGACUCCUCUCCGGCUGUGGACGCGCCAUCGGGCUAGUCGUCCGUCUGUGGACGCGCCAUUGGGCUAGUCGUCCGUCUGUCCAUCACGAGGCUUGACAAGUGGAUGAUUCAAAGUUUGUUUACUUUUAACAUGCGCGCGCUAUCUGCUUCUCCUUUGAAGGCAAGGGGCCUGUGACUGACAGCGAAAUAAUCUAGCCAAUGGUUUUUAUUUUGUUGUGUGGGCAAGAAGAAUCUUGUUUUUUGUUGCAUGAUGAUGGGAUACAUCAGAUCUUUGCACACCAUUUCACA